AUGGGCACUGGAGGUUUGGUGGUUUUUCGUUCAGUCACGAGGGGCAAAAAGGAGAUCUACCUGAAAGCGAGGUUCCAUGCGGAUGGUGACUACUCCAGUCUCGGCUUCAGGCUGCACAGGUUUCUUUCAGGAGUGGAAUUCACCAAUGGCUUGUCGGGCCUGGAAUCGUUGGAGGCCAUCUUGAUGAACCCAGAUCUCCAGGCAUUCUUUCCGGAAGACAAAGUUGAAGAGGUGAGAGAACAUCGCCGCCAGAAGAUGAAAGCGUUCAAGACGGUGUGCAAUGGUUUCGACUGCUUGGUAGCACAAUUUGUGGCCCAAUUCAAGUAUGGUCCUGGAGGUUUGUACAUCCUCCCGUUGUCAUCGCCUUUAGUUUGUGAGUUUGUCUAUGUGAUCGACUAUGAUGCAGAUGCACCUCAACCUCUGAGUGUAAUAACCUGGCAGGGCUCUGCUGAAGACGAGGCCAAAACCUGCAGUUUGGCAGAGUUCCGGAGUUUGUGCCGCGGACCGGAGGAUGAAGGCGAACAGCCGCCUUUGAAGAUGAAAAGGAUGGUGAGAUCGCCUGUGACUGCAUCUGAAGGUGUUGCCUUCAAACGGCAAGAUGCAAGUGGACCACGUGACCCUGAGGCUGAUCCCUUCAUUACACGUGCCAUCGAGGGCGACCGAGGCCCACGGAAGUCACGAGCCAAGGCGGACUAUGCAUAUGGAGCCUAUGGAGCUGUUUCCAACAUCAAAAGGAUUACAAGGGGCGGAUGGCAGGCGGCAGGGUUCAGCGAGACAGAGUUCAAGGACGUGGACCCAUGGCGCGAGCCUGAAGGUGCCUCAGGAGACAUAGUUCGACAAGACGAGUCAGAGUUGUUGCCACCGGAUGCAUCAGAGGUGGACAAAUGGUAUCAGAAUUUCAUAGUGACUAUGGGGGCUCCUCCGGAUGAAGCUGAAGAACCUACAGCUUCACAGUUGGCAGCGUUGCGCAAGAAGGCAAAAGAGCAGGAGGGAGAGGAGUUGCCGUCGUCUUCAACUGGCCAGUCGAAGAAACAAAGGUUGCACCAAGUCAAGAAGAUCGGAAGCCAGAUCCACAUGGCAUGGAUGGACUUCAUAAAAAACCAUCCUAAGGCGUUGGAGGCCGCAAACUAUGGGUCGAGCGAGGCAAAGAUUGACGAGAAGAUCCUGGCAGAAUGGUCCGAGAGGUUGUCGUCAUUACUCGGAGUGAUGGACCAAGACGGCAUCACGUUGAAAGAGAAGGUGGAAUUUGCGUCUCCUUUGAAGGCAGCCAUGUGGGACGCUUGGAGGGUCUGUGCACGAGACCCUGAGCAGUUCAUAGGCCAAUGGGCAAGAGAAGGUGUCCCAUUGGGAAUGGAACAGAGCAUCCCCGACGCAGGCAUCUUUCCCAGGGUGGAAGCUGGCGGCGCCUUGGAGACAAAGACCGACAUGGCGAUCUUGCACCCCCUCCGCAACUAUGACUCGGUGGAGGCACAACUGGAUGAGGCAGCCAUUGAAAUUGACCGAUAUGUCAAGAAGGGCUUUUGCAAAGUCUUGGCACUGGAAGAAAUCCAUUCCAGGUUUCCAGCUGGGACUGCGUCCAGAUUGGCCCUGAUAUUGAAGCAGAAGGCGGACGGCAGCACAAAGAGAAGGAUAGUGAUCGACAUGCGGAGAUCCAAAGGGAACGACCGGGCGAAGAUAGAGGAACGAAUAGUUCUGCCAAGGUCCCAAGACAUCGUGGCGAGUCUGCGAGUCAUGAGAGCCCGAGAACAUGAGCUGGUGGCGAAAGCGACGCCUUCUGCCAUUUCGGCGUCCUUCCACCCUGCUGAGGGACAGACGCAGGUUUACAUUGACGAUGUGGCCCUGAUGCUGCGAGGCUCAAAAGAAUGGAGGGAGAUACAGCUGUCCAAGGUGAUUUAUGUCCUCUCUGCGUUUGGGGUUCUCUGUGUAUCAGCAGGCCCCCUAUCCCUCGAGGAAGCAUCGGUGACCACCCCCCAUACCGGCCCGACCUCGUCCAGCGGCUCGGUUCUGAUCAUCAUGUUCUCCUUUGACUCGAAGGCUGCACGCAGCCAGGGCAGUGUGGUGCCCAUCCUUUUCACGGCCACGAGGAUGGCAUACAGGGCCGUCACCGUCCAUUUCAAACGUGGCACUAUUCCCGCUACCCAGGCCAGUUUGCCCAGGAAGGUGCGUAGAUCUUUCACUGGGAUCAUGCCCUUCCCAUCCCAUGCCUUCAAGGUGUCGCAGAUGUCCUCCACCAUCUUUUUCGGAGUGCCCAGGACCACCUUGUCAGGGAAGAGCUCAAACUCCGUUACAAUCCAGACCACUCUCUUCCCCCGUUCACCUUUCUCCAUCGACAUGGGGCGAGAAUGGCACAUCUUGGAAGCAUUCGAGGCCCCGGUGCAGGCGAACCAAGCAAAAGCCCUCGAGAUACCGUUCCAGCAGGCGGCGGGUCAGGCAGUGCUGGAGGGCCUGGCAGUAGGGCACUGCAGUUGUGGUCCACCAAGAUUCAAGGUGGACCAGUGGUCAUCAGGCUUGGUGACCGUGGGCAGAUGCCCCCUACACUGGAGCUACGACUCCGCAGAGCAGAGCCAAAAGGAUGGCGACGGUGAUGGGUGCAAUGAUCGCAGCAGCCAGUCCGAGAAAAUGAGAGGAAGCGAGACACAGAUCCCCCUGAAACUGGUGGGAGAGAAGGUCAAAGACCGAGCCUGGCUGGGCAAUGUAAAGAAAAGCUUCAUCAGGAAGUUUUAUGCAGCAUCGACACUGGCAACGAAGAAUACAAAAAGAAAGAAAGCGAUAGAGAUCCUCGAGGGCAUGGGAUGCAAACACUUCCCUUUGGAUGUGGACACCCUCACAACCCUUGCAGCAGUUUUGGAUUCCACGGGAAUGAGAGCAGGUGACCAAUACCUUGCAGAAGCGAAGGCCAUGCACGUGGAAGGGGGGCAUGACUGGACACUACUCCUAGAGAAACAGCUCUCGUCGUGCAAGAGAGCGAUGCAAAGAGGCAAAGGCCCAGAGUGCAGAGCAAAAGAGGUCAGAGUGAGUGCCAUCUCGGAGGACCAAUGGACCGGGGUCUGCGAAGGAAAAGGUGAACCGAAACGAGUGGCGUGGUUUUACGCCUGGGCAACGGUGUGGAUGCUGCGGGCAAUUGAGGCGGCAAACAUGAAGGCGAGCGAUGUCGUCUUAAAGUUUGAGGAGAAGAUGGUUAGACUUCACGUGCGGAAAUCAAAGACAGAUCAGAAGGGCUCAGGCACGUGGAGAACCUUCAAGUGCUGUCAAAAGGAGCAAUGUGCCAGAGACUGCGCAUUUAAUCUGGCAAUACUUGCACUCAACGACUUGGGGAACGCAGACAAGGAGCCCCCGCUGUUCCCAGAUUCUGACAGGAAACCGGUGUCAAAGAUCCACAUGGUGACGGCAUGUGCCAGACAUUUAAAUUUAGAUGAAGCAAUGUCAGGUCACUCAGCCCGCAGAUCAGGGGCAAUGUGCUACGCUCGGAAGGGGCUUAGCAUCCAGGCCAUCCAAUUCUUGGGGAGAUGGAAAUCGUCAGCAGUUUUUCGGUAUGUGGAGGAGGCCAUGACGGAAAUACCCCUCAACGUGACAGACGGAAAGACAGCUGAAGCGGGCGAGACACAGAACCAAGAGGCAAACAAAAAGAAAAGGGCCCUGAGGCCCAAGUCAAAAGCUGCACCACCGCAGCGGGAAGCUUCUGAAGAACCCACAAGGGGCCGCGUGGGGAAUACCGUUAGAUCAGUGGGCUACGAUCUGCGGCUGGAACUUCGCCAGAAGGAACGUGAAGGUGGAGUUGACCCAAAACCCAAGGCGGUUGGCCUCACAUUGCAAGAAGUGCCAGGUGCCAGAGAGUGUGCGCAGGGCAUGGAACUUCAUGGACAAGAUCCACGUCUGAGUAUGCUCCAAGGCUGUGCACCUUCUGGAGGUGAGUCAGCACCCGACAGCAUCAAGGGAUCAGAGGACCUCAUGUCUCAAAAGGCACAUGGCACUUGUGUGGGACCACCACAAAAUCCGCUUCGCUGGGAUGCUGACUACGCAACAGCAGACAGCAUUUGUUGUUUCAACAGACACCACGCAGAGUUUGCCGGAUCCUGGGAACGAACUGGCUUGCCCGCUGCCAUUGCUAGUCAAGCAUCCAACUCCACGAUCAUGUUUUACGACUCCGUGACAGGCAAACCACUCUUCAAAGCUCCAAAAGGUCGAAGUUGGGAGGACUUCAACAAGGAAUCGAAAGCCCACGGUUGGCCAUCGUUUCGGGAUGAUGUUCAGCAGGUGCGUAUGAGAAUCACCGAAAGGGUUGCAGAAAACCCGGAAGAUGGCCGCCAUGUGCUCGUGGCCUAUGUGUCAGAGAUCAGCCUCCAGGAAAUCAUCGUGUUUCUGCAACAAGCCACACUCUCAGCACUAGAUCAGGGUUCAGACAUGGGCCCGGGCGAGGCCAAAUUGUUGGCACUUGUGCGAACGGUAAAAUGCCAAGCUCAGCUGAUUGAAGUGCAGAAGCUUCUCAGUAGGCAUGGUGUGAACACUUCAAGCUACGGUAGAGAAGGUUGCCUCACUGUCAAAGAUCUAGCCAGAGAAGUGUCACACGGCCAGUGCCGGCUGGAGACCGAUGAGAAUGGAAAGCUGCUCCGGAAUGUCUCCCUGGUUGAGGUCACUCUGGUUGUGCGCAUCACAGGUGGUCGCCUAGCCCUAGUUGAGGAAGAGCAGAUUCUCGAUGAUGGUCGACGGCGCCAGUUCAUGCAGCGCAAGUUGCAUGGCAAGUUGAUGCGGAAAGAGACCCCUGUCCGUGGAGCAUGGCGUUGUGUGCGCGAGCGGCUGGGUUUGGCUGCGAACCAAGACAAUCGGCUGCGGGUCGAGAGAGAUGAGUUGCAGCACGCAGCAAGAGAGGCAGAAAAGGAGGCUGCUCGAAGAGAAGAGGCCUUCAAAGGAAAACUAUCAAAGCUGCGUUGCGCUGCUGGACUUGAAGUCUUAGAACCUUCAGUGGUUCACCAGGCGUCCAGCAAUGCGGUCGGCCCUAACAUGGUUGGCAUCGACCCGGUUGGCCGAAACAAGGCUUCACAAUCAGCAAUUGGAGCAAAACAAGCCCAAGGUGACGACUAUGGGAAGUAUGGCGUCACCAAGUCCAAUCUCAAACAGGCUGAGAACCAGCUAAAGUCCUGCCUCAAGAAAGCCAGAUUGGAGGACUACUGGGGCAAAGAGGGCCUGGGAAGUGGACCACACAUCAACCUGUUUGAAUCUGCCGAGCUAGAAGUCAAGCGGCACUGCGAAGAGCAUGCGAAACUGCUGAGAUACCAGGGGACCAACAACAACUUGGCAGAAAGAUCAAAAAAACGUCCCUUGUCGGAAUUUGACGAAAUGACCCAAGAAUUGCCUUGGUACAUGAAGGCUGAGCCUGAAGGCCGGUUGGAGGUUGAGGCCGAGGCUGGAAGUGAUGUAAAGAGAAAGUGGACAAGGAAGCAUGGUCAGAUGGUGUUACGGGUGAGCUUUGACGAGAAGAGUCCAACGACCACAACCGUCGACACCUGUCACCUUGAAGUUGAAACGACAGCGUCGCAGCCUCCGAAGGAGUUGAAGAAAAAGCUGAAAGACAAGGACAGCAUAAACAUGCAAAAACAUGACAUCGAACAGAGAACACGUGCAAAAACGACUUGUCUUGAAGUACGAUUUGUUUAA
Molecule: messenger RNA, 5652 nt
Organism: Cladocopium goreaui
Lineage: Eukaryota; Dinophyceae; Suessiales; Symbiodiniaceae
Source: the annotation of a GenBank genome assembly